Amaranthus tricolor (Joseph's coat) is the source of this 3028-nucleotide messenger RNA. RefSeq lists its product as uncharacterized. The record is from RefSeq and is a predicted model, not a curated record. NCBI's taxonomy places the organism in Eukaryota, Viridiplantae, Streptophyta, Magnoliopsida, Caryophyllales, Amaranthaceae. The coding region runs from base 538 to 2679 and encodes 713 amino acids. The transcript is spliced from 3 exons.
UCAAAUCUUACCUCUAUUGAAACUUGCAAAACCUCUUUUGAUAUGAUUCUAAGUUCAAUUGUUCAUAGUCUUCUCAUCCUCUCAAUGUAUCGUAACUAAAAGUAUCUUUAAAAUAAACCAAAAAUCCUGUUAUAGCAAGAUCAAAGUAGAGAAAAUGAGUACUAUAGUAUUUGUAAAAUCACUAUUCUUCUAUUAGUUCCAUAGGUAAAAGGUAAUGACAUUGUAAGAAACCUUCAACUUCCAUCAGUUCUUUACCUUCAAACCUAGUUUUUCUCAUCCCCAUAAACAAUUCACCUUGAAAAUACAUAGAGAAAUAUAGAGAAAGAUAGAUGCUAAAUGAAAAGAGAGACAGAUUUGUUUGUAAAAAUGAUCAAAUGAUGUUGUUAAUGAUGAUGAUCAUGAAGAUUAAGGGUUCCCUCUUAGUACCCAUUUGAAGAACUGUGGAAUGUCACAUAAAGAAUCAUUUCCAGAACAAUCCUAAAGAGCAGAUUUCUUGUUCCUGUUUUCUUCUUUUCUGUUGUUAUUGACCAGAAUCAUAUGGCCCCAAUUGAUCCCUCCACUGAACCAUCCAAGGAAGUGUAUAAUCAUGGAAUGGCUCUUGAUCCUUCAAACAAUAGAGUCCAAUGCUGUUAUUGUGGUAAACUUGUUACCGGGUUCAAUCGCCUUCAGCAUCACUUAGGAGGGAUUCGUGGGAACAUAGUUGAGUGUUCCAAUGUUCCAGAUGAGGUCAAGAUUUUUUUUAGGGAAAGUUCGCAUGCUGUGAAACUAGAUCACUCGGUAAAGGAAAUUGAAGAGUUGGAUCACCCAAGUCCUCCUCUUAAGAGGUUUUGCACUUCUAAUUCGAAAGUAAAUGAAGUGAAGUUAGAACAGUCCGUAAGGUAUCAAAACGGCAUCCAUAUGGCUAGAAAUAAGUUGAGGAAACCGAGUUUUUCAUACAACGGAAUGCUAACUUCUCAAAACGUUUAUUCAGGCAAAGAUGGGCAAGAUCCUAACUCCAUUAUGGGUAAAAGAAGUAUUGGUAGGUUUUUCCUUGAGAACGGGAUUGACUUUUGUAGUGUUGAAUCACCAAGUUUUGUAAGUAUGAUGAGCAAUUUUCUAAUUGGUGGUGAGAUGAAGAGAUGUAUCCCUAGCAUUCGUGAGCUUAAGGGUUGGAUAUUCGAUGAUGAGUUGCAUGAGAUAGAAAAAUACGUGAAGAAUAUCCGACUUUCUUGGCCUCGUACUGGAUGUAGCAUACUUCUUGAUGGGUGGACCGAUCAAUCUGGUAGGAGUCUCGUAAAUGUUGUAGUCGAUUCUCCAGAGGGUCCCAUUUACCUCCGAUCAGCUGAUGUAUCACCCUCAACUGGGGCUAAUGCAUUGCAGGAGUUGCUCGAAGCUGUUUUGGACGAACUGGGUGUGAAGAAUGUAGUUCAGAUUGUUGCUCACACUAGUUCCGAUAGUUUAGAGGAAGUUAGCAAGCACAUAAUUGAAAAGUAUAGGUCACUUUUUUGGACUGUUAGUGCUACACAUUGCAUAUCACUUAUGUUAGACAAAAUUGCGAUGAAUGAUUCCAUUCGACUGACCUUGUAUAAGGCAAGACGGAUUACUAAAUUUAUUUAUAGCCGCGCUGUGGUACUUAAGAUGUUGAGAAAAUAUAUUAACGGUUAUGAUCUGGUGAAAUCCUUCAAAGUAAAGGCAGCAGUGCCGUUCUUGACAUUAGAGAAUUUGUUGGCGGAAAGGGAUAACCUAACGCUUAUGUUUAAGUCCUCGGACUGGUUGAACUCGGUUUGGGCAUCAAAAGUUGAAGGUAAAAUAGUUGCGAAUUUGAUCAACGACGAUUCCUUUUGGGAUGGGGUGAAUUUUGCUUUGAAAGCAUCCGUUCCGUUAGUGAAGGCUAUAUCCUUGAUUAAUGGGGAUAGUAAACCCCAUAUGGGAAUCUUAUAUGAAACGAUGGAUCAAGUUAAAGAGACAAUCAGUGAGGAAUUUAAUGGAAACAGAUCAAAGUAUACCCCGUUUUGGAACAUUAUUGAUGAGAUAUGGAACAAGAUUCUUCAUAGUCCCCUUCAUGCUGCUGGUUACUUCCUUAACCCAAAGCUCCAUUUUGCGGAAGAUUUUUGUUUCGAUACUGAAGUUGCUAGUGGCCUCCUGGUCACUAUUGUUCGUAUGGCUGGAGAUAAACGUAUUGAGGACUUGAUAUCUCAACAGCUUGAUGUGUAUGGUAAACGUAAAGGUGAUUUCAAAAUCGGGACUGAUAAUAACAGCCAAGGAUCCCUUUCCCCAGCUACUUGGUGGUUGCGUUUCGGGGAACACUGUCCCGAACUUCAAAACCUAGCCGUCAGAAUCCUUAGUCAGACCUGCAACGGAGCUGAAGUUUAUGGACUUAGACGGGCCAUAGCCGAGCGCCUCUUAUCGAGUGGGGAAAAUGUCAUCGAAAAUAGACGACUACAGAAAUUGGCGUAUGUUCAUUACAAUCUCAAGUUAAAGCAAUCCAAGAAGUUGGCAAAAUUCAGCUUCAUCGACGAUGAGAUCGACACAUUAGAUGACUGGAUUGUAGACGAAUUAUAUAAAACCGACACAGAUGAGUCUGAACGAACGUACUGUGCACAUCCAGACAUGCACUCUGGCAGCACGCUAAAUGCCCUUAACAAAAGCUGCCCUUCUCGUGUUGUUUUACCAACAGUAGACCCGAUGUUGAAAGUCUAAUGUGUCCGGUUUCACUUGUAAUGUUGAAUGAUGUACGAAAUGGUCGAUUAUGCGUCUUUUUCGGUCUUUUUGAGAAUCCAAAAUCGGAAGAUUAGAGCAAAUACAGUGUGUUAUUGUUCUGUUUAUUUUGCAUAAGAAAGAAAUGAUGUAUUGUAGUUAGAUACAUAGGUUGGUGGACAGACUAUCUCAGUGUCGUAGAUUUGUACAGUCGUAGUUCAUUGUAUACCGUUGUGAACUUCAUCUGUCAAAAAUAUUUAUUGUAUGUUUUGAGUAAUUGAAUUAUAAUGGACUUUAUAAAAUUAAUUUUAUACGUGAUAUUAUGCACUUUUGUUUAUGUGAAGUUGUCAAU